AUGUCCUCCCUCGUCGAAGUCGCCUCUGAGGCCGAAUUCCCUAACAUCAUCUCCUCCAUCCCCCCGUCAUGCCUGCAGGUUCUCUACUUCCACGCUCCUUGGGCUGCUCCUUGCGCCCAAAUGCGCGCCGUCCUCUCCGCCCUCGCCUCUCAGUACCCCGCGACCAACCCUCCCUCCAUCGCCUUCCUCAGCGUUAACGCCGAGGAGCUCCCUGAUAUCUCGGAAGAGUACAAUGUCACCGCUGUUCCCUUCGUCGUCCUCGUCCGGGACCACAAUAUUCUCGAAACCAUUAGCGGCAGUGAAGCAAUCCAAGUGCGCGAUGCCGUUGAGCGCCACGCCGGUGCCGGUGCCGCCGCCUCUGCAGACGGUGCUUCCAAGACCGUCAUCCCCCCACCAUUGACAGCCGUGCCUCGAGAGAACGUCCCCGCCACCGCUACACAGGCGCCCGCCACGAACGGCAACGCAGCCGCCCCCGCAUUGACCCCCGAACAGUCGAAGGAGGCGCUGUUUGCGCGUCUCGCGGAGCUAGUGAAGGCUGCGCCGGUCAUGCUGUUCAUGAAGGGAUCUCCCAGUGCGCCUCAGUGUGGCUUCAGUCGGCAGAUUGUGGGUAUUCUGCGUGAGCGGAGCGUGAAGUAUGGAUUCUUCAACAUCUUGGCCGAUGAGGAUGUGAGACAGGGCCUGAAGGAGUUUGCGGAUUGGCCUACCUUCCCGCAGUUGUGGGUGGAGGGUGAGUUGGUUGGUGGAUUGGAUAUUGUCAAGGAGGAACUCGAGAACGAUCCCGAUUUCCUGGACCGCUUCUCCGUCAACAAGCCCGCUGCUUAA
Molecule: messenger RNA, 822 nt
Organism: Aspergillus luchuensis
Lineage: Eukaryota; Fungi; Ascomycota; Eurotiomycetes; Eurotiales; Aspergillaceae
Gene: GRX4
Product: PICOT family protein
Exons: 2
Coding region: 1-822 (273 amino acids)
Molecular function (GO): 2 iron, 2 sulfur cluster binding
Source: RefSeq, a predicted model, not a curated record